Molecule: messenger RNA, 3575 nt
Organism: Haliotis rufescens (red abalone)
Lineage: Eukaryota; Metazoa; Mollusca; Gastropoda; Lepetellida; Haliotidae
Product: glutamate receptor ionotropic, kainate 4-like
Exons: 13
Coding region: 354-2615 (753 amino acids)
Cellular component (GO): membrane
Molecular function (GO): glutamate-gated receptor activity
Source: RefSeq, a predicted model, not a curated record
UUUAAGCAUGUUCUACCCUUCGCUCAUUUAGAUAAGUAACUAUUGACGCGGAUGGUCGACUUGUCAAAAGUGGCAGUUUAAUUGCAAAGCAUCACAAGAGACUUCCGCAGCCUCUACGCUUGUGCCCAUAGUGACGAGAAUACAUUGACUCAAGCAUCGAACCAAAAAACCUCAACUACUCUGAAACGAAUCAGUGUUGUGACUGUCCCGCUGGAGUCGGUCGCAUGCUUUGGAUCGCUAAGCUGGAGGAAUUGCAGAUCUGAAAUAACAUGAAACGCGGUUCUGGACACUAUCACUAGACAACAACACACCUGACAGGCGGUUCACUGUGGCAGCAUUGUGUUGGAUGUAACAUGAAAUUCAUGGUGGACUUCGAUACAGGAGGGACUCGUGUCAUGAGAGUUCCUGUGGAGAUAUUGAGAACAGCAGUCCUGUUCGCUCUUUGUGCCUCCUUUACAACUGGUGUUGAUAUAGGCAUUAUUGAGAGCCAUGAUGUUGAAGAAAAGCACAUGAAAGCAGCGCUGAAUAAUGUAACAAACAUCCGCUUCACACGAAUAGUCGUUCCCCUUGAACAACCCUUUGUCCUUGUCCGGAAUGAUGUAUUCAACAUAAUAAAUAGUCUACCGAUUCUUCUGGCACCGAUGGACACGUGCAGCACCAUACAGAUCCUGCUGCGACAUUACGGACACAAGAAGAAGAGGGUCACGUGUUUCAGACCAAAUCCACAGCCAGAAGAAGAGGUCUUCUUCUCCCCUGCGUUACUCUUCAGUGCGAGUAUUUUAACUGCCAUAGAACGACUUAAGUGGUCAGCCGUCAUCAUAAUCGGCGAUAACGGCAAUGAGGUCUGGAGUAUAUCUGAAGUACUUACAGCAAGAGGGUUACUUUGCCUCACCUUUACAUAUAAUGCGUCUGAUUCAAAUGCUGUUAUACACGAACGGAUUAUGAAUUCGACAACAAUUGAUAGAGGAUUUCCGUGGAACUAUCUUUUGUUUGGUUCAGACAAAGGCGUGCACUUAGUGUUACAUGAGGCUGAGAAAUUUGACAUCCUGAACAGACGUCGAAGCGACAUGCGGUCGACAUCCCAGUGGCUGGUGGUGAUGCAGGAAGGGGACCUGGAGUUGUUCCACACCGACAGCUGGCUCGACAACGUCGCCAUCAUGGUGUACCCCAACAUCUCCGCUGAUUGGCCCAUCAUGCAGAGUGACAAGACUUGCUGGGGUGACAUAUACACCUUGAUGUAUCGUAAUGUGGGGGACGAGCACGUCAGCCGACGUCUGGCACACGUGGGCAAGUUCAACUGCAGCGGUUUCGUCUAUAACUACACCCAACUUCUUCCAAACCUGGAAUACGGCUUCAAUGGCAGGCUCUUUGUAGCAUCAACAAUGAGGUGGGUUCCUUUCACGUUUGUACACAACAUCUCCGGGCAGCUGCAGUUCGAGGGCCUGUGUGUAGAUAUGCUGCAUGAAUUAUCUCUCACACUCAACUUCACGUACAAAGUCAAGCUCCCUAUUGAUGGGGAAUGGGGCCUCGAGAUAGCGCCGGGUGUGUGGACUGGAAUGGUUGGAGAGCUUCAGAAUAAUCAAAUUGACCUAACUGUGGCAGCAUUGACCAUCUCGUCUUCUCGGCUUAAAGUGAUGGACUUCACAUACCCGUUUGGGUACGACAAGGGUGUCGGAGUGUACCGCAUCCCGAGUACUGAGUCCUCACAAUGGAAGACUCUGUUCUUUCCUUUCUCGUGGCAAGUGCACAUGUGUCUCGCCAUCUCCUUUGUGUUCUCCGUGUGUCUACUCUACUGCCUCCAGUGGGUGAGCAGAGAUAAGGCGAAGAACGACCUGGAUUUGGGAGAUACCACUUUACUGAUCUGGGGGAUGUUUAUUCGUUACAGCUACGACGUGAAAUCGACAUCCCUAGCGACCAGCUUCUUCAUCAGCUUCGUGUGGUUGUUUGGUACCGUCACUACUGCCAUAUACUGUGGAAACCUGAUGGCAUUCUUUGCUGUAGCCAAGGAAACGCUGCCUUUCCGCACAAUACCGGAAGUAGCAGCUCAAAGCGAGUACAAAUGGGGCACACAGGGGGGCUCAUUUUGGGUGAAUAUAUUCGAGUUUGGUAAAUCCAGUGAUUACAAAGCGAUAUGGAGCGGGAUUAAAAAAUUCAAUCAGACGGACCCUAAUGUGCUACACAGCGAUGAAUAUUUGCACCGCGAAAAGGUUGAAGCUGGUAAAUAUAUAUUUUUUGUGGAAGCGGACAUGUUAAAGGGCUGGGCCAGUGAGAACUGUGAACUGAGGCUACUGGAGGACUCCGUAUAUCAAGUACGCUAUGGAAUAGGACUGCCAAUUGAUUCUCCAUACACAAAACUUUUCUCUCAAAAGUUGGUGGCAUUCUCCGAAGAAGGCUUGUUUGUCGCCUGGAAGAAAAAGUGGUGGCGAGGGGAGGAUGAAUGUUCAGACGGGAAGAAAAUGGCAACACGAGCCAUGACACUGGGGGACUUGCAGAGCGCGUUCUAUAUCCUGGUUAUUGGCAUUUUCAUGGCGAUUUUGGCCAUCAUGUAUGAAAAGGUAGUACAGUGUCGACGGCGAUCAAAGUCGGGAGGUACACAACAGCAUCCUGCUUCAUAGUAUUCAGCUGAGACUCCUCUUCUUGGAACAUGGACUAUUUAACAGUGUUGCUUUAAUGACUUAUGUGCCAAAUUAUCAAUACAUGGUGAAGGUGUCAUGUUAACUGCCGUUUUGAAAGUAUUUUAGUUCUAUCAUUGCCUGUCAACUUUAGGGAAUUGGAGGGUUUGUAUCGUUUGUUAAAUCUAAGAGUACGGGAAUGAUGCUGAUCAAUACAGAAAGCAUCAUGAUCUUGGCGGAAAGGAGAUUCGAACCUUCGAGCCUGGGAUCCCGGAUGCAUCAUGUUAGGGAAGCAUCUCCGGCUGAUAUUGUAGUAGCGCUUUGACUACUGGGCCAGUCCUGCCUUCAGCACCUGUAUAAAUGUACAAAUAUACUUGAUCAUAAUUGAUAAAUAUUCUGAAUAUAAGUGUCCAUCCACUAUUGUAUUAUUAAAUCCAAGAGGAUCGAAUCAUACACGUACACGAUUAUAUAUGUAUGAUGUGUCUAUGUAUGUAUAUGUGUGUAUAUUAAUUAUAUAAAUUAUGAUUGUAUAUACCGGAUUGAUUUAUCUCGAUUGCAUAUAUCAAUUUUAUGACAAGAGUGUUUUACUAAAUUAUGUGACCAAACCACGUCCAUAUAUGCAUACAUGCUUGCAAUAUUCAAGCGGUACAAAUAAUAUUAGCAUCUUACAGUAACCAUGUUUCGGCAUUAUGGACGUACCAUUUCAUAUUUAUGGAGAUUUGGAAUUUAUUGGAAAUACAUAAUUUUGCUUCAGAUUUGGAAGAAGCAAAAAUAAUUGGCAUUGUUUGAUGCCUUGUUAUUAAUGUGUUCAUAUCUUCCUUUAUGAAUGACUGCCAAACAUUUGUUUGCAAAUCCUACCCCUAACCCCAAAUAGUUAAUGGUCGGUCCCUACUACAUAACGAAGCUGUCAUGAGGUCAACUCUAUUUGUACUUUCUUAUAUCAAUAAACGUCAUAUAUGUAUA